Symbiodinium natans is the source of this 1722-nucleotide messenger RNA. Lineage: Eukaryota; Dinophyceae; Suessiales; Symbiodiniaceae. The record is from the annotation of a GenBank genome assembly.
AUGCUGCUGGAGAUCGUUUGGUUAUGCUUGGCUUGGUCAUCGGAUGCCUUUGUCCCUACACAGGUUUCCCUGGCAGCUGGAAGCCACGCAGAUAGCACAAUCAGCAUCACAUGGCUAACAGAUGAUGAUAGAGAUGAUCCAACCUCCUGUGCCGAAGUUGCAGUGGUCCAUGUGCGAGGCCCCAUUGCUGACCAGUCCGAGCACGCGAGAAUGGCUCCAGGAUUACAUGUUGUUGGGACAUGCUCGCGCUAUUCGUUGGGCUCAGCUCCUGAACUUUUUGGAAACUACACGUCUGGGCGAAUACACACUGUCCAAGUCAAUGGGCUGGUCGCAGGCAGUACGUAUGCUUACACGUUGUUUGGUGACAGCCCUUCCACCACACGCCACUUCAAGACACUGCCUGCUUCAGAGGAGCCCGAACCCCGCAAGGCUGAUCCACGAUUUCCUUUCGUUCUUGGCGUAAUCGGCGACCUUGGCCAGACUGCUGACUCCCAAGAGACAGUUCGACACCUGGAUGCGGACCCGAGUCUGCAGAUUCUACUCCACGCUGGUGACAUGGCAUAUGCUGACACGGAGUCCAAACGGUGGGAUUCGUACGGUCUCAAGGUCGAGCCCCUCUCAUCACGGUUGCAGUGGAUGGUAUGUCCGGGGAAUCACGAGAUUGAAAGCGAUUAUUACACAGGGGAGAGCUUCAAGGCAUAUGAGGCGCGGUUUGCAAUGCCUUCAGUGCAGCCCGUGGAGUCAUUGCCGUCUACGAAGCAAAUCGGGUGCAAGCACCCCUUUCCUGCAAAGCCCCAUAAAGGACCCGAUUGCACGCCCUCUGUCUUCUCUGGUGGUUAUGACUGGGGCAACUCGUUCUAUGCCUUCGAUGCGGGUCCGGCCAGAGUUAUUUCAUUGAACAGCUAUGCCAACACGGGGCCGCAGUCAGCGCAACUCAACUGGCUCAGAGAGGAGCUGGAAGCGCUGGCUCGAAGGAGGUCCUCAACACCAUGGCUGAUUGUGAUGAUGCACUGCCCUUUUUACAGUUCCAACGCAGCCCAUCACGAGGAGAGACAGACGACCUUGAUGAGGGACAUCCAUGGUUUUGAGGACUUGUUGCAGAAGCAUGCAGCCGCGGUCGUGAUCAGUGGCCACGUGCAUGCCUAUGAGAGGACCCACCCUGUGUACAGAAAUGUCACUAAGCCAGGGGCCCCCACUUACAUUGUGGUGGGGGAUGGGGGCAACAGAGAGGGGCAUGCAAAAGACUACUUGCCACAACCCAGCUGGUCUGCGUUUCGCAAUGGGUUGACCUUUGGCCACGGGCGCCUAGUAAUUGCCAACAAAACUCACAUGCAGUGGGAAUGGUGGACGAACGAUGACACGCUGCCACCAGCAAUGAACAAAGAACGUGCAGCAAGACGUGCAGCGGACCUGGAGCUGUCGGGUUCAAUCUUCGACGUCGACUCUCCUUGGCGCUCGCCCCUGCCACAGCGAAGCGCGGUUGACAGCGUCUGGAUCCGUAACCCGUAUCGUGAUCCGCCUCCUCGAAGCAGAUUCGCGAACGCAAGCCUUUGGGCACUGGGACUGGUUUCGGUGUCAUCAGCAGUAUUGGCUUUCCUUGUUAUUGCUGUGCAGCGAUGUCGCCGCAGGAGGCUCGCCGCCCAACCUGUACAAAGUUCACAAAGUAUCAACAGUGCCGAGAUGCAGAGCACAAGCUCAAGCAGAACGCUGUUAGAUUCAUGA